ACACGCGGUGGUUCAGAGGUCUAUAUAUAUUGACACUCACUUGGGUUUGGGAACACAUAAAUCCAACCAAAGCUCCAUACAUUGAAGAGAAAGCUUCCUCUCUUUCUCUUUCCCCAGACCUUCAUUCGAGCUUCAAUGGCGUUAGCCAUGGUGAUUCUUGCUCUGUUUUUACUCCUCUGUUUUUGCUCUGCUUUACUCCGAUGGAAUGAAGUUCGAUAUAGCAAAAAAGGGCUGCCUCCUGGUACAAUGGGUUGGCCUGUUUUCGGAGAAACUACUGAGUUUCUUAAGCAAGGUCCAAACUUUAUGAAAUCUCAAAGAGCUAGGUAUGGGAGCAUUUUCAAGUCACAUAUUUUGGGGUGUCCUACGAUUGUUUCCAUGGAUCCAGAAGUUAAUAGAUAUGUUUUAAUGAAUGAAUCAAAAGGGCUUGUCCCUGGUUACCCUCAAUCCAUGCUUGAUAUACUUGGCAAAUGCAAUAUCGCCGCCGUACAUGGCGGCGCUCACAAGCUUAUGAGAGGUGCUCUGCUUGCUAUUGUUAGCCCCACCAUGAUUAAAGACCGUCUUCUUCCUAAAGUUGAUGACUUUAUGCGAUCCCAUUUGAGGAAUUGGGAUAGCCAAAUCAUCGAUAUCCAAGAAAAAACUAAAGAGAUGGCUCUCCGGUCAUCUUUGAAGCAGAUUGCCGGAAUCGAAUCCGGCCCGUUAUCGGAAUCUUUCAUCCCGGAGUUCUUCAAGCUCGUCCUCGGCACCCUCUCGCUCCCUAUCGAUCUUCCCGGCACGAACUACCGCCGAGGAAUUCAGGCGAGGAAGAACAUAAUAAAGCUGUUGCAGCAGCUUAUAAAUGAGAGAAGAGACUCAAAGAUUCAAAAAGAUGACAUGCUUGGGUUUUUAAUGAGUGAGGAGAACAAAUAUAAGCUAAAUGAUGAAGAGAUUAUUGAUCAAAUCAUCACUGUUUUGUACUCUGGCUAUGAAACUGUUUCAACAACAUCAAUGAUGGCUGUAAAGUUCCUCCAUGAUCAUCCCAAAGUUCUUCAGCAACUCAGAGAAGAGCAUUUAGCAAUCAGAGAGAAGAAAAAUCCUGAGGACCCCAUUGAUUGGGAUGAUCUUAAAGCUAUGAAGUUCACUCGUGCGGUGAUAUUUGAAACAUCUAGACUGGCCACAAUUGUUAAUGGGGUUUUGAGGAAAACUACAAAGGACAUGGAACUAAAUGGCUUUCUCAUUCCAAAAGGAUGGAGGAUUUAUGUGUAUACUAGAGAGAUAAACUAUGACCCUUUUCUCUAUUCUGAACCAUUCACCUUCAACCCUUGGAGAUGGCUGGACAAAAACUUAGAGUCUCAUAAUUACUUCUUCAUCUUUGGAGGUGGAACUAGACAUUGUCCUGGCAAAGAAUUGGGAAUUGCAGAGAUUUCUACAUUUUUACAUUACUUUGUAACUAAAUACAGGUGGGAAGAAGUUGGAGGAGAUAAGCUCUUGAAAUUUCCAAGAGUGGAAGCUCCAAGUGGGUUCCACAUUAGGGUUUCAUCUUACUGACUGAAUUAAACUAAUAAUAUUUAUUAAAAAAAGAAAAAAAAAAAAAAAAAAAAAGAGAGAGAGAGAGAGUUAGUGUGAAGAAUUUGAUGUACAGUUGGAGAUGAUGAUGUAUAAUAGGUACUGUCAAUGUUAGAGAGAUAUAUGGAGGGAGGAUGUACAAUAACAUUCUAACACCUUGACUUUAGGGACAAAAGGAAUGAAAUUGAAUUUUCAACUCU
This is a messenger RNA of Benincasa hispida (wax gourd), 1742 nucleotides long. Its product is annotated as cytochrome P450 85A-like. The record is from RefSeq and is a predicted model, not a curated record. Gene Ontology annotation, biological process: brassinosteroid biosynthetic process; sterol metabolic process; multicellular organism development. NCBI's taxonomy places the organism in Eukaryota, Viridiplantae, Streptophyta, Magnoliopsida, Cucurbitales, Cucurbitaceae. Gene Ontology annotation, molecular function: monooxygenase activity; oxidoreductase activity, acting on paired donors, with incorporation or reduction of molecular oxygen; iron ion binding.